This is a messenger RNA of Salvelinus sp. IW2-2015, 532 nucleotides long. Its product is annotated as syndecan-2. The record is from RefSeq and is a predicted model, not a curated record. NCBI's taxonomy places the organism in Eukaryota, Metazoa, Chordata, Actinopteri, Salmoniformes, Salmonidae.
AUGAAGCUGAGCCCUCAGCAGAUGUGGGUUAAUAUUGUAACCCACAUCUGUGCUGCUUCCCAGCACUGUGGAAGGAAGCUGGUUACUAGAGAGCUCCUGACGAUCUUUCGGCGACCAGCUCGGACUUACCUGUACCUGGAUGACCAAUCAGGAGACUCCGUAGACGACGACGGUUACAACUCUGGCUCAGGGUCCGGUGAUAUGACUAUCGGUGAGGUCACUGAGCGAGUCAAAGUGAAAAGGGUGUUCGCCGCUCCUGAAGCAGAGCCAACCCAGGACUCUCUACCAGAACUUUCAACCGCCGUGGAGAUGUUUACAGUCACUGACCUGAGCACAGAAAUAGCUGAGACAGAAACUGAGACUGAAACAGAGACCCAGGUCCCUGAACGGUCUCUGGACRURACAGAGGAGACUGUAAUCAGUAGUGAAGCUCCUCCCAGCACCACCGGUGCUUCCGGGUUGCUGUACGAGGCAGACACACCCUACGAUGUACACUCCGAAAACCUAUUCCAGAGGACAGAGGUCCUAGCAG